Messenger RNA from Choloepus didactylus (southern two-toed sloth), 1548 nucleotides. RefSeq names its product lysophospholipase D GDPD1-like. Gene Ontology annotation, molecular function: phosphoric diester hydrolase activity; phosphatidylcholine lysophospholipase A1 activity. Gene Ontology annotation, cellular component: endoplasmic reticulum membrane. Gene Ontology annotation, biological process: glycerophospholipid catabolic process; N-acylethanolamine metabolic process. NCBI's taxonomy places the organism in Eukaryota, Metazoa, Chordata, Mammalia, Pilosa, Megalonychidae. The record is from RefSeq and is a predicted model, not a curated record.
UUCAUCCUGUUAAAAAUCCUCCCAAUGAGUAAAAUAUCAAAAUGAAAUGUGACCCCCACACGGUGGUUGAGAUGUCGUCCACCGCAGCUUUUUACCUUCUCUCUACCCAGGGAGGGUACUUGGUGACCUCAUUCUUCUUGCUCAAAUACCCGACCCUGCUGCACCAGAGAAAGAAGCAGCGAUUCCUCAGUAAACACAUCUUUCACCGAGGAGGUGCUGGAGAAAAUUUGGAGAAUACAAUGGCAGCCUUUCAACAGAAUGCAGUUACAGUUGGAACCGAUAUGCUGGAAUUAGACUGCCAUAUCACAAAAGAUGAACAAGUUGUAGUAUCACAUGAUGAGAAUCUAAAGAGAUCAACUGGGGUCAAUGUAAACAUUUCUGAUCUGAAGUACUGUGAGCUCCCACCUUACCUUGGGAAAUUGGAUGUCACAUUUCAAAGAGCAUGCCAAUGUGAAGGAAAAGAUAACCGAAUUCCCUUACUGAAGGAAGUUUUUGAGGCCUUUCCUAACACUCCCAUUGACAUCGAUAUCAAAGUCAACAACAGUGUGCUGAUUAAGAAGGUUUCAGAAUUGGUGAAGCAGUAUAAACAAGAACACAUAACAGUGUGGGGUAAUGCCAGUUAUGAAAUUGUAGAAAAGUGCUACAAAGAGAAUUCAGAUAUUCCAAUACUCUUCAGUGUACAACGUGUUCUGCUCAUUCUUGGUCUCUUCUUCAUUGGUCUCUUGCUUUUUGUGCCCAUUCGAGAACAGUUUUUUGAAAUUUCAAUGCCUUCUAUCAUACUGAAACUAAAGGAACCAUGCACCAUGUCAAGAAGUCAAAAGUUUCUCAUCUGGCUUUCUGAUAUACUACUAAUGAGGAAAGCUUUAUUUGACCACCUCACUGCCCGAGGCAUUCAGGUGUGUAUUUGGGUAUUAAAUGAAGAACAAGAAUACAAAAGAGCUUUUGAUUUGGGAGCAACUGGGGUGAUGACAGACUAUCCAACAAAGCUUAAGGAUUUUUUGCAAAAUUUCUCAGCGUAGAAAAAGAGGUACUCAGAGACAUUCAAAGAAAACAUGAAAAGACUUAAGAAACAGAUCUUUCACCAUCAUUUCCCUAAGCCAUUUCCAAAAUGGUAAAAGGUUUAAUCAGUUAAAUUUUCUUACCUCAUUUUUAAGCCUGUCUGAGAAUGUAGAAACUAUAUAUUGUAUAUUUAUUUUAAACAAUAUUGCAUAUUUUUCAUUUCAAAAUAGUUUGUUUAGAAAGAUAACUGGUUAUGAGAUGUAAGUAGAAGAUAAUUGAUCAAGAUUUUUGUAUAUGAUGCAGUAUUCUACUAUUAGAAGUAAUUCUGAAAUCAAAGACUAUUUGGUAAAUUGGGCAUUAUCCCUCAAUGGAUAAGAUCAACUAAUUAGUAAACCAAAAAUUUUAAGGCAAUUACAGCUAAUCUGAGUUCUCUCUUUAUUUCUAGGUAUGUCUUAGAAAUACAUACAUACAUAUGUACAUACAUACAUACAUACAUACAUACAGUGGAAGGAGAGUUUGGACAUCAGUGAUGUGAUUGUCCGGCAAGUU